Messenger RNA from Ostrinia furnacalis (Asian corn borer), 2562 nucleotides. It is a transcript of the gene klhl10, whose product is annotated as kelch-like protein 10. The transcript has 13 exons. The record is from RefSeq and is a predicted model, not a curated record. NCBI's taxonomy places the organism in Eukaryota, Metazoa, Arthropoda, Insecta, Lepidoptera, Crambidae. Gene Ontology annotation, molecular function: protein binding. Bases 1 to 1947 code for a protein of 648 amino acids.
AUGAAGACGGCGGGUCGCGAGACUGGGCGGUGCAUGUCGGUGGCGGCCAUGCAGGCGCUGCACCGGCUGCGCGAGUGCCGGCUGCUGUGCGACGCCAUCGUGCGCGCGGACGACGGCGCCGCCUUCCCCGUGCACCGCGCCAUACUCUCUGCCUGCAGCCCAUAUUUCCUGGCACUAUUUACAACAACUCUUCAUUCUCGUGAGCAAAGUGACGUGCUGAUAUCGGGAGUGCGCUCUGAAAUAUUGCUGCUCCUGAUCGAGUACGCGUACUUGCGGCGCAUCGAUGUAUCAGACACCAACGUGCACGAGCUGCUGAUGACCGCCGACUACCUGGCCUUCCUGGGAGUCCUACAGCUGUGCUGCGACCACCUCCGAACCUCGCUCAGCCCGAAGAACUGCCUUGGCAUCAUGAUGUUCGCCAGGCGUGUGUUUUGUUACAAACUUGAAGCUGACGCUCGACGGUACUUGUUGCGCUACUUCGUCACAGUUGCAACUCAAAGUGAUGAAUUUCUACACCUACCCCUAGAUGAGCUCAAUUCCAUAAUACUCGAAGACGAGCUCAAUGUGAAAAGUGAGGAAGUGGUCUGGGAAGCCGUGCUCCGCUGGGUUAAUUAUGACCCCGAUCUCCGUUGGCAGCACACCGUCAAACUGAUGGGCAGCAUACGGCUUGGAUUACUCGAUACACAAUUCUUUCUGGAAAACGUCAAAGAUCAUCCAUACGUGACUGGCAAUGAGGGCUCACGUCCGAUCAUUAUAGAGACCCUAAAGUUCUUGUAUGACCUUGAGAUGAUCGCGCAAAGAGACGGCGAAGUGGCCACGCCAGAGAUUGCUCGACCAAGAGUCCCUCAUGAGGUCCUGUUCGCUAUCGGGGGUUGGAGUGGAGGUUCUCCUACCGCUUUUAUUGAAACCUACGACACAAGAGCUGAUCGCUGGAUAAAGGUUGAAGAAGUGGACCCAGCUGGACCUAGAGCAUACCAUGGCACGGCAGUCCUUGGGUACUGCAUUUAUGUGAUCGGUGGCUUUGAUGGAAUGGAUUACUUCAAUUCAUGUAGAUGCUUUGACGCUGUUACUAAGACUUGGCGAGAGGUAGCUCCAAUGAAUGCACGUCGGUGUUAUGUAUCAGUGGCUGUAUUAGGUGAAACGAUAUACGCGAUGGGUGGAUAUGAUGGGCACCAUCGUCAAAAUACGGCUGAGCGAUUUAACCACCGAACGAAUCAGUGGUCACUGGUUGCACCCAUGAAUGCGCAACGGUCAGAUGCAAGCGCAGCAGCUCUCGAUAAUAAAAUCUACAUCACGGGGGGCUUCAAUGGACAAGAAUGCAUGAACAGCGUCGAAGUGUAUGAUCCAGACACGAAUCAAUGGACCAACUUAGCACCGAUGCGCUCUCGUCGAUCCGGUGUUUCUUGUAUUGCAUACCACAACAAGAUUUACGUGAUAGGUGGUUUUAAUGGUAUUUCAAGAAUGUGCAGUGGUGAAGUGUAUGAUCCGGCUACAAAUACCUGGUCCCCCGUACCUGACAUGUACAACCCUCGCAGUAAUUUCGCUAUAGAAGUUAUAGAUGACAUGAUAUUUGCCAUUGGCGGCUUCAACGGCGUCACUACGAUUUAUCAUGUGGAGUGCUAUGAUGAAAAAACUAAUGAGUGGUACGAAGCGACAGACAUGAACAUCUACCGGUCGGCGCUGUCGGCGUGCGUGAUCAUGGGCCUGCCGAACGUUUACGACUACAUCCACAAGCACCGCGAGCGGCUCAUGGAGGAGAAGCGGCAAAAGAUCCUGUUGUCUGAGACCGCCCGCCACGGGCAGCAUCGAACUGCGCUGCCUGACGUGCACCUGAUGGAAGACAACGACGAUAUGCUGGAGCAGCUGGGGCUGGUGGAGAACCAGGCCGCCAACAACAUCCCCGUGCCGCCGCCGCCACCGCCGCCCCAGCCCAUGGAGCAGGACUGACGUGCUCCUCCGUACACAGAUCCCUCGUUGGCGUCCUUCCGAAUCUCUCCAGUUUACGAUGGUUUGCAUUUAAUUUGAGUAACUACUUAUCUCAUUAUAAUCAGUAAGAUGAAAGAAAAAAGCCCUUAGGAACCCGUAGAGUGAAGUUAAUAUUAUGUAAAAUUAUAACGUAACCGUUCUUUAUUUUUAAAAUAUUUACAAUUAUUAUUGUAGCAGUUUUGGCAUAUUUAUAUGUUGUGAUAUUUUCAUAGUGUGAAUAAUUCCUGUAUUUUUGGAAUGGAUAUUUUUGAAAAUUGUAUGAAAUUUUUCUGACAAGUAUUAUAAUGCCUUAAUAAGAAUCUCUACUGUUGUUUAAUUUUGUGUGACUGCCUACUUAACUUAUACCUGUCUGCAGACGAGGAGCUAUAAUACAAAACAACCUCUUGUGAAACAGAUUCAUCUAUUAUUGUAUGACAAUAAUAUCAUAAGUUAUCACUGCUAAAAAUUCAAAUUAUGAUUACUUAAGUAAAGAAACAAUUUGAUUGUUUACUUUUAAUAAUAUAAAAACAAUUGCUAAUAAGUAAUUACCGCCUAAGGUAAGUGCCCCCUACUUCGGUAUAUUAAGGCUCUUACGAC